Messenger RNA from Pangasianodon hypophthalmus (striped catfish), 3333 nucleotides. It is a transcript of the gene rbm24a, whose product is annotated as RNA binding motif protein 24a. The record is from RefSeq and is a predicted model, not a curated record. The transcript is spliced from 4 exons. Gene Ontology annotation, cellular component: cytosol. Gene Ontology annotation, molecular function: mRNA 3'-UTR binding. Bases 280 to 984 code for a protein of 234 amino acids. Lineage: Eukaryota; Metazoa; Chordata; Actinopteri; Siluriformes; Pangasiidae.
UCACACGGGCACUUUUUUAGAAAGCACGUCAGUUACGAAGCGGAGUUCAACCCACCUGAUGAUCUCCGGAACAAUCCGCCUCACAAGUGACAAGAAAUCUACCUCGAGUCACAAAGUUUGUCGCUUGAAACUCGUGCUUUAGACUUCUUCGUAACUCCUCGUGUUUUAAAGAAGGAUUGUGGGAGAAAUAUCGGCUGUUUCGACCCAAACAUUGCACUACUUUUUGUUUAGUUUGUUUUUGUUCUUAUUUGCAUUGCACUUGAGCGUUGAGGACUGAGGAUGCAUACCACCCAAAAGGACACCACCUACACCAAGAUAUUUGUCGGAGGUCUGCCGUAUCACACCACAGAUUCCAGUCUGAGGAAAUAUUUUGAGGUGUUUGGGGAAAUCGAGGAGGCUGUCGUGAUUACCGACAGACAGACUGGAAAGUCCAGGGGGUAUGGUUUUGUGACAAUGGCAGACCGCUCUGCAGCAGACAGGGCUUGUAAGGACCCCAACCCUAUUAUUGACGGCAGGAAGGCCAACGUGAACCUGGCUUACCUGGGGGCCAAGCCGCGGGUGAUGCAGCCAGGAUUCACAUUUGGUGUACCCCAGAUUCAUCCGGCUUUCAUCCAGAGACCUUAUGGGAUCCCCGCUCACUACGUAUACCCACAGGCAUUCAUGCAGCCCAGCGUGGUGAUCCCUCACGUGCAGCCAGCCACUGCAUCUGCCGCCGCCGCCGCCUCCUCGCCCUACAUCGACUACACUGGAGCUGCAUACGCACAGUACGCCAGUGCUGCCACCGCUGCGGCUGCCGCUGCUGCGUAUGACCAGUACCCGUAUGCCGCCUCCCCCGCCGCAGCCGGCUACGUCACCACAGCCGGCUAUGGCUACGCUGUGCAGCAGCCACUGGCCGCUGCCACUCCAGGCUCAGCCGCAGCCGCCGCAGCCGCGGCGUUCGGUCAGUACCAGCCCCAGCAACUGCAGGCAGAGCGCAUGCAAUAACAGCUAUUGGCACUGAGAUGUGAGGAAAAGCCAAUGCCCAGCGACUGCUCAUUGGCCGUAUAGAGGUGUCUCACCAGAGGGAGGAUAAUGUGAUGAGGAUGAUGAUUGAUGGAGGUGUUUAAGUGAGGUGGGAACUCCAUCGCUUUCCAACUUGCUGUGAUUAAACCAAAAAAAAGAAAAAAAAUGUGAAAAAAAAUCAGAGAAGGCGUAAAGACAGAGAUUUAACUUUUUACCAUUAUCGAUACUGUUAUUGUUACCUUUAUGCUUAAUAUUGAUAUAGUGUAUUUAUUGCUAAAGGAGAACGCAAUGACUAAUCACUGUGGCUUGGAGGUGUAGAAGAAGCCUUAAGUCCAGAUGCUGUCAUUACAUUAGAAGACUUUUCUUCAUGAAGGACGUUAGAUGUCCGCACAGUGUUUUGAUUCUGAAGCCCUCUAACUUACAUAUUUAUUCUCAUUUUUGAGGGAUUUUUCUGUUCUGUCGUCUAAUGUGCAUUGCAAGGUUUUGUUUUCUGAUUAUCAGGGAAAUGGAGCAUUUUUCCAACAAAUUAGUAAAGACAAACAAACUCUGCCAAUCAGGGAGUAGUACACAACUGUGGAGAAAUGGAGUGAAAGAAAAUAUAAUUGUAGCUUUGUCUGGCAUGUUCAGGAUUACUUUUUUAUCUUCCUGAUGCUGAAUGUCCCCCUACUCUGAUUCCCAUUUUGACCUCUUGACCUAUGCAAAGCAAAAACAGCCGCCAGGAGACAAAACAAACUGCGGAGAUUUCCUGCCACUCACCUCUGAAGGACAACGAACAAUUUCAGAGCAUGAUGAAAGGACAUUAAAUAGUAUUAUUUGCCUACUCACACACAUGCACACACAUGCACACACAUACAGACACUAAUUUCUUCAAUACUGGGGCAAAAUGUUAACUCUGUGCAAACUCAUCUACACAUUAUUGCACACGUACACUUAUUCAUGCACCCGCAUUGUAUGAUAAGUCCAAAUUGACAAAAGGUCAGAGCUGGAGACUUGCAAGUGAGGAGAAGGCAACAGCUGCAGUGUGGGGACAGACGGGCACACACACACACACACACACACACACACACACACACACACGCACCCACCCAUACAUACACACACAGUCACAGAUUGCUCUGGAAAGAACGCAUCACUUGUGCUCGUUUGUUGAGCUGUCACAUUUUAAUCCAUGGGCCCGCUUGGGAACACGUCCCCCUCCAGCUUUGUCAGCAGUUCCACCUCUGUCCUAAAGAGACGGGCUGGAGGCUUAAGCGCAGGCUGCACUUUCCCGAUCCCUUCCUAACAUCACCCUCAGCACCAGCCGCUGCAUCUCUCACUCAUGAGCAGCUCCUCUCUGGAAUGAACGGGUGAGAGAGCGAGACAAAUAGACUUCAACAAUGUACCAAUGAACUUCCAUCAGUCAACCAAACUCUAUCGGUGAAAAUCAUCUGUUCUUUUUUGUGUUUGUCUAGAGAAAUGUCUGUGCACCAGCAUGUCUUUCCUAGUGAGAGAUGAAUCCAUUCUCUGUUCUCUCAGAAAACCUAAUGUCACAUCUUUGUACUAGAAAGCAGCACUAAUGCUGAGAGCUCAAACACAAGUAUGAGAGUUCACAGUGCCUUACAACUGUAAUGCUAUUUAAAGAGAGAAAAGAGAACUGCUAUUUAUUUAUUUUGAGAGUUAUGCUGCGCUCUAAGGACGGCGACUUAGUGGCGGUACUGUAUUAAUAAUAAUGUAUUCAUCUCAUGGCAUAUUAUAAGUUAUUGAGUAGAUUUAGUUAUAGUAUCAUUAACAUACUCAACCAAAAAUGUUGAUUUAUUUAAGAUACAAUUCUGUAUGUGCACUGUACAUUUUUUUCUAUGCCUUAUGAAUUUUAGAGCAUUUCAUUAAAUAUCUGCUAGGUUAAUGCCUCUUGUAAGAUGUUUAUUUAAUGCAGCUGUAUUUGCAGGCAGGAUCUCUUUUUUUGUCAUAUCUAGAACUGUAGAAAAUAAAAAAGAGAAAAAACUCCUUGUAAAAACUAAGCAAAAUGCUGCUUCAUACACUAGAAUGUAUAGUCCUUGUCAAGGUUCAAUAUCUGUGCUUCUACUGCUUUUAAUAUACAUCAGAUGGGCUAUUUUACACUGUUGGGAAUUUUUAUACUUGAACUUGAACAAGGGAAAAUAUGAAAAGCAAUAACAAAAAAAAAAACUUUUUAAGGAAGCAUUUCAUUGUCACUGGAUUUGGGCAUGUAAGGUGUUAUUUACUAUUUAAUGUAAAUCCAAAGGUUGUCUCAGUAAACCUAAUUUAAACCUUAUUUCAGAUUUUCAACACUAUUUACUCAAAAAGAAAAUAAAAGGUUCUAUAUUUCAGCCUUAA